AUGCCUUCCAGAACGCUGCCUACCUUUUCGCGAGCCGAGGUCGAGUCGCAUAGCUCCGCCGACUCCUGCUAUGUAACAAUCGGCAACAAAGUCUACGAUGUGACCGACUUCGUCGACGAUCACCCCGGUGGCGGUAGCCUCGUCGUCGAGUACGCGGGCAAGGACAUUACCGACAUCCUGAAGGAUCCCACAUCCCACGAACACUCCGAGGCUGCCUACGAAGUCUUGGACGAUUCCCUUGUCGGCUUCGUCACCGAAAAGGGCGCCGCUAACGGCUGUGCCAACGGAUCCGCCACUGCCGAAAAGAAGGAAUAUGUCCAUCCUCGCACCGGCAUGUCUUGCGAGGAGGAUCUCAGCAAGGACACCGAUCCUAACAUGGACUACAAGAAGCACAAGUUCUUGGAUCUCAGCAAGCCCCUCUUUCUCCAAGUCUGGAACGGCGGCUUCAGCAAGGACUUCUAUCUCGAUCAGGUCCAUCGUCCGCGUCACUACAAAGGUGGCGCUUCAGCCCCCCUGUUUGGAAACUUCCUAGAGCCUCUCACCAAGACCCCCUGGUGGGUAAUUCCGACUCUUUGGCUGCCUUUUGUUGCUUUUGGACUCUAUCAGGCAGCUGAGGGCCUCCCGGUCCUGAAUGUCGCAGCAUACUGGGGGUUUGGAUGCUUCCUCUGGACCUUUAUCGAAUACGUCCUGCACCGUUUCCUCUUUCAUCUUGAUGGCUACCUCCCCGACAACCGCGUAUUCCUUACCCUUCACUUCCUGCUCCAUGGCAUCCACCACUACCUACCCAUGGACAAGUACCGACUUGUCAUGCCGCCAACUCUUCUCGUCGUCCUCGCGACCCCUUUCUGGCACCUGUCACAUGCUGUAUUUUCCUACAGCUGGCAUGCUGCUACUGCUGUCUUUUGCGGCGGUAUCUUUGGCUACAUUUGCUACGACCUCACGCACUACUUCCUUCACCACGAGAACCUCCCGCUGUGGUACAAGCAGCUCAAGAAGUACCACCUUCAGCAUCACUUCCUCGACUAUGAGCUUGGUUUCGGUGUCACCAGCAAGUUCUGGGAUACCAUUUUCGGAACCGAGUUGACGGCUCCCAUCAAAACCAAGUAA
Molecule: messenger RNA, 1107 nt
Organism: Akanthomyces muscarius
Lineage: Eukaryota; Fungi; Ascomycota; Sordariomycetes; Hypocreales; Cordycipitaceae
Exons: 2
Coding region: 1-1107 (368 amino acids)
Biological process (GO): fatty acid metabolic process; lipid biosynthetic process
Cellular component (GO): membrane; endoplasmic reticulum
Molecular function (GO): fatty acid 2-hydroxylase activity; heme binding; iron ion binding
Source: RefSeq, a predicted model, not a curated record